This is a messenger RNA of Sphaeroforma arctica JP610, 1556 nucleotides long. RefSeq lists its product as hypothetical. Lineage: Eukaryota; Ichthyosporea; Ichthyophonida. The transcript has a single exon. The record is from RefSeq and is a predicted model, not a curated record. The coding region runs from base 34 to 1326 and encodes 430 amino acids.
CACCCUUCAUAUAGUUUAACAGACGAUAAACAUAUGUCGCGUAACGAUCAAAGAACAGUGGAAAAUGAUUCGCAUAGUAGCGAUGCUGGUAGAUUACGAAAUGACGACAAUUCCACAAAUACAGGUGAGCGAUGGAGACUCAAUCAUGAGGAGAUAGCAUCACGUAUAGACGCUAUGAAUGUACGUGUGGACACCGAUUUAUCACUCGCAGAGAUAGUGGAUAAUAUCACAAGGGCUAUUUCCGUUGACGUUCACCCCUCAUCAUCAACACAAGACUCUACGAUAAACUACCCGGAGGUAAGCAGAAGCGGCUCCCUCCCUGGUAUGACUUCGAGCUCGCAUCGAAUGCUCCAAAAUCCUGUGUUACAUAUGGUUGAUAACUCUUUCAGCGUGCAAAAUUCCUCAAGAACUUUAGCAAGAAAUUACUCAGGACCACGAAUCAAUGAACACCACUCACGAGCCCCUGUAGUACUGGUUGGCUCGAUGGGCAGUGGGAAUUUGUACCACGAGAGUAGUCACAGUUCGAUAUCCACCGGGGUUGUUAGUUCUGGGGCACUGACUACACCAUCAUCGGAUAUGAUGGCAACCCUAUCCACUGCCGGAAACAACAACUAUCACCAACCAACGACGGCAUAUAAUCACCCUCUUUAUGUUGGUAGAACGGAUUCUAUUUUUGACUCUCAACUAGCAAGAGUUCGGCCUAGCAUGCCGAACUUGACAACUCAAAGUCAACAAACGCCCUCGUCACCUGAUCGGCCUCAUCCAUCAGUGCUACGUCAGUCGCAUACGCAGCCUUCUCAACAACAAAAACACAAUACACCCGGCCAGCGACCUGCUUCGGUACACUUCCGACCAAUGAAACAAGAAGAAAACUUUGGUGGCUUAUGUGGUCGAAACGAGACACGGCUGCAAAGACGAUAUCAAUCCGAAGACGAUUUUAGCUUCGAACAUCGCUACAACCAGCAAUCUAAACUGCUCGCAGACGAUCUUGAUCUAAUGCUUCGCGCUGAAGAAGACAAUGGUCCUCAAUUCAAUCUGCAUGGUUCUAAAAUUGGCGCUAACAAGAGGACCACAAACUCGGAGUUGGUGCAAAUGAAAAGGUGGGGUUCUGCGAAUGGUGUUGAUAUUCGCAGGGAUUAUCCGGAUUCGCAGAGAGCUACGCGAAGGCGACCUUGUCAACUAGAUCGACCUUAUGUUUGUCCGAGUGAAGGGUGCCCGUAUAGAUACGAAUGGUGGCGGUCUCUACAACACCAUCUGGCAAAAAAACAUAACUUGCGCAAGAAAAAAUCUGAUUACCCGCAAUUUGUUGAUCUUCCUACAAGAUAGAAGUCUGCUUCUUCGCCUGAUGAGUAUCUUGCUGCAAUCUUUGGUAGCUCUUGAGAGUACCAGAUGUUUUGCCGCUACACAACCGCAGUCGGAAUGCGCUGACGAAACAAAAAGCAAUGCGGUUCGUAUACCAGGAUUGAGACAUUAAUCUUAUUUUCUUUCAAGCCUCGCAAAAUCAUGCUAAACCUGUCUAGGUGGUUCAUAAUAAAGGAUUCGUCGUUCCAGUCGAA